CGGCGGCCGCCCGGGCACCACAGAGGGGCGUGGAAGGGCGCACCCGCCGCCCCGACGUGUCGCUGCCGGGUCCCCGCGCCCGCCCUUCGGAGCCCGCAGGUCCUGCUGAGGAGCGGGCUGAGGACCUGAUGACCCUCAAUGAUGUGGCUGGGGACUUCAGGGAAGAGUGGGUUACCUGGACCCUGCUUACAGAAUCCUCUUCAGGGACACCACCCAGCACACGUAGAAGAAUGGGCUCUCAACGGCAUUUCUAGACCAAGUGUGAUCUCCCAGCUGGAGCAGAAAGAGGAGCCAUGGGUCCUGCCACUCCCGAAUUUUGAGGUGAGGAAGAUCCUACGGGAAAGUCACACAGACUUUGAGAAUCAGGUGGUAAAACUCAAUCGGGACAUUUCUGAAACAGCAGAACAAUGUGGAACAUCCUCAGCAAGGGCCAAUAAAGAUAUUUCUCAGACUCCUAGCUGGGGAGGAAACUGGGAGAGGGGCCUUGAAUUAGAAGGGCAACAUGGAACUCUUCCAAGAGAGGGCCAUCAGGGUCCCUUUUCGCAGGAGAAGGAUUUAAACAAGCUCCUGGCUGGAUAUGUAGGAAAGAAGCCUGUGUGUGAAGAAUGUGGGAAAAGCUUUAACCAGAGUUCCUAUCUCGUGAGACACCUCAGAACCCAUACUGGUGAGAGGCCUUAUAAAUGCAUUGAAUGUGGGAAAGGCUUCAAACAGAGUUCCGACCUGGUCACCCAUCGCAGAACACACACAGGAGAGAAGCCCUACCAAUGCAGUGGGUGUGAGAGGAAAUUCAGCGACAGCUCGACGCUCGUCAAACAUCAGAGAACCCACACGGGCGAGAGACCCUACGAGUGCCCAGAGUGUGGGAAGACUUUUGGGCGGAAGCCCCACCUCAUAAUGCAUCAAAGGACCCACACGGGAGAGAAGCCCUACACGUGCCUCGAAUGUCAUAAAAGCUUUAGUCGAAGCUCCAAUUUCAUCACCCACCAGAGGACCCACACGGGAGUGAAGCCGUACAGAUGUCAUAACUGUGGGGAGAAUUUUAGCCAGAGCUCAGAUUUGACUAAGCACCAACGAACCCACACAGGAGAACGGCCCUUUCAGUGCCCAGAGUGCGGGAAGGGCUUUAGAGACAGCUCUCAUUUCGUAGCUCACAUGAGCACCCACUCGGGAGAGAGGCCCUUCAGCUGUCCUCAUUGCCACAAGAGUUUCAGUCAGAGCUCACAUCUGGCCACGCACCAGAGAACUCACACAGGCGAGAGGCCUUUUAAGUGCGAUGACUGUGGGAAAGGGUUCACCGACAGCUCUGCCCUCGUUAAGCACCAACGGAUCCACACGGGGGAAAGACCCUAUAAAUGUGGCGAGUGUGGGAAGAGCUUCAAUCAGAGCUCCCACUUCAUUACCCACCAACGGAUCCACUUGGGAGACAGACCCUAUCCGUGUCCUGAGUGUGGCAAAACCUUCAAUCAGCGCUCCCAUUUUCUCACCCACCAGAGAACACACACAGGAGAAAAACCUUUUCACUGUAGUAAGUGUGACAAGAGCUUCCGUCAGAAAGCACAUCUUUUAUGUCACCAAAACACCCAUUUGAUUUAGAAUAUAGUCUUUAGUGGUUCUGAUGCUCCCUUCCAAAUUUCCAUUGCCGCUGUCUUCGAGUACCCCAAAUAGAGUGAACCUGGGCGUCAACGGCUCAA
Messenger RNA from Equus quagga, 1691 nucleotides. It is a transcript of the gene ZNF774, whose product is annotated as zinc finger protein 774. The coding region runs from base 139 to 1593 and encodes 484 amino acids. Gene Ontology annotation, biological process: regulation of transcription by RNA polymerase II. Gene Ontology annotation, molecular function: RNA polymerase II cis-regulatory region sequence-specific DNA binding; DNA-binding transcription factor activity, RNA polymerase II-specific. The transcript has 4 exons. The record is from RefSeq and is a predicted model, not a curated record. Lineage: Eukaryota; Metazoa; Chordata; Mammalia; Perissodactyla; Equidae.